Molecule: messenger RNA, 1587 nt
Organism: Dichotomopilus funicola
Lineage: Eukaryota; Fungi; Ascomycota; Sordariomycetes; Sordariales; Chaetomiaceae
Exons: 2
Coding region: 1-1587 (528 amino acids)
Source: RefSeq, a predicted model, not a curated record
AUGGAGACAUCCCCUUUAACAAAGGCGCACGAUCACGCCCGCGCCGCGUCACUCGCGACCCAGGCCUCUGACACCACUGUCGCCAUCAACGAACAUGCCCAAGCCGCCGGUGAAUUUUCAAACGCCUCCAAGUCAACGAGCAGUCAUGAAGCCUUACGCACCCUAAGGUUGUUGGAGCAGCACCACAAGCGACUAGCCGAGUUAUUGAAGCUACCCAUCAGCCCACCAACAAGCCAAACCAGCGUCGAUGAUAUUCCAGAGGAGGACGAAAAUGAGAAUCAGGAACAGGAGAAUGAUAGUUCUACUAAGACAAAGACUGCGGGAAAAGAAAUACGGCCAGCAAAUCCGAGAUCGUCUUCCAAACCGCCGCCCACGUUGUCACACCAGCGAUAUCCCGGGCGGAACCUUUCGUCUUCGAUAGCUAGCAACUUGGCGUCCGCGAGAGGUAUACGCGCGAGUUACAGCACACAGCCACUCAAACCCAGCGUCUCAAAUGAUCUGGCCCCUGGCAGUUUGGAAGUUCACCCUCGAAGGGAAGGUUCUUUGAAGGGUAAAACCCCAGAUCAAGCGGACAUCACACGGAAGCCAAGCUGGGUACCCCCCGUGAUCCAGGAGGAUGUUUCCAACGGGGUGUCAAAGCCGGAAGUGGCGAACCCAGCGCCAAGCGAGGAAGGUUUUGCUAGGUUUUACAGUACCUUUGGAAGCUUGAUCAACAAACUCUCGGCACCUCUAGCAUUUACCGGCUUGCCACUCGUCUCCGAGGAACCAUCAGCUACCCCGGUCCCUCCACCAACAACCGAGACGCCCCAAAGGAAACCCCGAACUAAACCUUCUACCACGACAACGAACGAACCCGACCUUUCCAAAAUCUACUCUCGCGCGACCCUCCGCUCCCUCGAACGCGACGGCCACAGUGCCACAGAUUCCUUCUACGUCGUGCCUACCAGCGGCCACACCGCAUCCUACGCCAGCAUCCUCAACCACGAAAACAAGGAAAAGCGCCGGAUGGCAGCAUCAUUCCACCGCGGCGGCGCCGACGACAACGACGACAACGAAGACGAAGACGAUUUUGUCGAUGCCCGCGAGUCACAAAUCCCAACAUCGCCGACAGGCUUCCGCAAGCGCCUGACAGGCAAAGGCCGGUCUGACAAAGAGCUACGGAAUAUGGUAGAGGAGCUCCAUCUCGAGAACUCGAGCCUCAAGGAUGUCCUGGACAAACUCAGCAAGCGCUUGCACGCGUUUGAGCUCAACUCGCAGAGUUCGCAUCUCGCGUUAGCGCAGAGUCUUCGUCUUCAACGGCCCGGGUCGCCGAUGUCCUCUAGCGGAGUUGGCAUCGCGGCAGCAGGGCCUGGGCCUGCUGGAGUAGGAGCCGGAGCAGGAGGAGACGAGGCGCUGAAGAAACGGAAUCGGGAGUUGGAGGAGCAGAUGAGCGAGAUGGUGAAGCGGAUGGAGAGUCUAGAGAAGGAUCAUCUCAAGUUGCAGGUGACGCUGGAGAAGUACCGGGACCGGUGGGAGAAGCUGAAGGCGAGUGCUAAGGCGCGGAGGGAGGCGCAGGAUACAACGCAUGAGGGGGAGUCUAAGAGGUGA